Molecule: messenger RNA, 341 nt
Organism: Staurois parvus
Lineage: Eukaryota; Metazoa; Chordata; Amphibia; Anura; Ranidae
Source: the annotation of a GenBank genome assembly
AUGUAUGUGAAAUGGUUUAAUACAGUAAUGUUUUACUAUGUGAUUUUAGUGUAUUUAGUGAAUGUCACUUUUUGUCAUUUUCAAAUUUCCUGCCGUUCCGUCCCCCAUAUGUCCCGACGCUCACAGGGGACGGAACCCAGAUGACAGAUGCCGGCAUCCGCUGGAGGACAUUACAGGGGACACUGCAGGAGGGACAUCGCGGGAGCGCAGGACAAGGUACGUGCAGAAGGGAUCCCGAAGCAAUGCUGCAGGGUAUUCCCGAGUGUAGAUCGGGGUUACUACUUGUGGUGCUGAAACCUUACCCCGAGCUACACUCGGGAAUACCUCCGGGGGGUUAAUGA